Cavia porcellus (domestic guinea pig) is the source of this 3090-nucleotide messenger RNA. RefSeq names its product ATPase PAAT-like. The coding region runs from base 1 to 381 and encodes 126 amino acids. The transcript is spliced from 4 exons. The record is from RefSeq and is a predicted model, not a curated record. NCBI's taxonomy places the organism in Eukaryota, Metazoa, Chordata, Mammalia, Rodentia, Caviidae.
AUGGAGACCAAGACUGGGGACGCGGGGUUCACCCGCAGCCCGACGCUAGCUUCUUCGUGGGAUGCUGCCAACGGGGCGCUGACCCAGAGCCUCCUUCUCACCCGGGUUGGGCUCAGCGCCCAGAAUUUCGACUGGGAGGAGCUUCUGGCGCCGCCUGCUCCUGGGAUCAGUGCGAGUCCUCAACAAGGUCCAAACAGUGAUGGAGUCCAUGGACCAAAGUUACCACCUGGAGCCCAGCAAUUGAUGAGUAUAUUUAGGCUUCAGCCGCAUGUACCCCCCCAGAGAUUGAUCCGCGGGCCAGAUCAAGUGGUGCCCACCGUGGGGGCUCCUGGCACAGUGGAGUUAAUGAGGGAGCCGUUCAAGAACGUCGGCGAGAAGUAAAAACAAAUUGAAUCAAGGAUCGAAGCUAAGAGUGAAAACAAACUGAAUCAAGGAUCGAAGCUAAGAGUGAAAGCAAAUUGAAUCAAGGACCAAGGCCUGCACAGACAACUGCUCAAUGUGCCACUUGAGUCAUGGCCUCACGUCCGCCAAGUAAGGUGACCGGGCUCGGCCGCGGCUCCCAACAGACAUUGAAACCGCUUGUCAUCAAGACCUUGCUAUGGCUGCUGCCUUGCAAGGGUUUACAGAUUUUAAACAGUUGUUAUCUCAAAAACAUAAACAAAACUGUUUUACCUGUAGAGAGACUGGUCAUUUUACAAAAAGAUUCCAGAGAUAGAAAUUCUAAUGUCAAUUACUUUGACUCGUUUAACUGAUCAGAGUGGUGUUGGUCUGGUCUCUUGAGUUUAGUUUCGGCAUGUGUGGGGAUGGGGACGGCUGCUGGGAGGAGAAUGGGAGGCACUGUGGUGGUUACUGUUGUCUUCCCCAGUGUCGGAUCUUGGGGGCCUGGGAAGCCUUCACCAUCCUGUAAUGAUUUGAUUAGUUCUAUAAUAUGCAGUAUGUAUUUAAUGUGCAUAAAGAUGGACACAACUGUUUGGAGGAAACUAGAGACAAUUAAGUAAACAGUAAAGAUCUCCAGUGGACUUGCUUUAAAAUCUGUAUUUCUUUAAAUCUUUUUUUUAAACUGUUUUGUUCUGUUUUGAUAUGUUUGGUCUUGCCCUCUUUGAGGUGAAAAAACAAGUGUGUAGGACUGAUAAACAUAUUACUAAGUUUUUGUUGGAUCAUUGAGCAGAACUGUUGGCAGUGUCACUAUUUGGAUGUCACUUUCAUGCUUUGGUUUUGUGACCUGGAUGGCUAUUUCUAAGAUGACAAUAUGUAACUUAUUAACUGUUGAUUUCUUACCAUUUAUUUUUCUGUAAUGCUGUAUUAAGAUCACUAUAAAACAAGCCAGACAGAUAGUAAAAAAUGGCCUUUCUUGUGCCACGCACCUCCCAGUUCCACACUUUGGGGUUAAUCCUAGAGGACUUAUCCCCAAUGCAUUAUGGCAAAUGGAUGUAACCCACAUUCCUGAGUUUGGCAAUCUUAAAUACGUUCAUGUGAGUAUAGAUAUCUUUAGUGGUUUCAUUUAUACCUCUCCUCAGACUGGCAAAGCUAACAAAUGUUAUUAGUCCAUAUGCUGUCAGCCUUCUCAGUUCUGGGAUGCCCACAACAAUUAAAGACUGAUAAUGGUCCAGGCUAUGCCUGUUCUGCCUUUGCUCGUUUCUGUCAACAUCUUAAUAUUGAUCAUAUAAAAGGCAUACCGUAUAACCCUCAAGGUCAAGGCAUAGUUAAAAGGGCACAUCUUUCCCUAAAACUCACUGUUGAUAAAAUAAAAAAAAGGGAGAAUGGUAUCACAAGGAGGACACCUAAAAAUAUUCUAUCUCAUGCCUUAUUCAUCCUUAAUUUUUUAAAUUUGGAUGCUUCUGGACUGUCAGCAGGCAUGCAUUUUUGGCAUACUGAAACACAAAAGCAAUUUGCUUCUGUACUAUGGAGAGACCCACUAACCAAUAUGUGGAAUGGCCCCGACCCAGUCCUUAUCUGGGGACGAGGUUCAGUAUGUGUUUACUCUCAACAAGACGGAGAGGCUAGAUGGCUACCUGAGCGCCUUGUAAAACAAGUAGACAGUUCUUCAAAGACCUCAUGCGACGCCCAGGAAUAAUGUCAUUUCCUGAGGCACAACCCCCUGUGCUCUUUUACAGAUGACACAACUCCUCGGAGCCUUAUGCUGCCUGCUCAGCCUUCUCCUUGGACCGUAUCACACCCAUGGUGGAUUUAAACCCCCGCCAAACAGACUACAACUGCUGACAGCCAUACACAGAAACCCCUGUGACUGUGGAGGAGGCUCUUUUUGGGCUGGAGGAACACAAACCAGCCAAAUAGACUGCAGAAAAAUGUUGCUUCUAUGUCAAUCAGUCCGGUGUUGUGCGAGGCAAGCUCCAAGAAAUAGAAGAACGACUUUAACAGCGACAACAACAAAUGGCUGCUAACCCCUUCUCCUCGAUGUGGGGGGGACUUUUCCCUUACCUAGCACCCCUUUUGGGUCCCUUAGCUGCCUUGUUGCUUCUCCUUUCUGUAGGUCCUUGUAUUUUUCAGAGGAUUAUGACGCUCAUUAAUAACCAGAUAGACGCAUUUAUGGCAAAGCCCAUUCAGGUACAUCACUAGCUGGAGAUGGCAGAUCAACAAACCUACCGGGAAGGAAUUCCCACGAGUGGCCCAUAUGACAAUGCAGCCUAACUGCCCUGGGGCAAUGGACAGGCAGCCAGAGGCGGGCAACUAGGACAUACAUGAUUACACCACUGGCCGCCUAAGACAGGCACAGGAACAACUGCUGUCCUGCAAGCCCAUGACAGGUUGGGUUCAUGUAAUGAGGUUCUUUGACCUAAGAUAGGCGCUGUCCUCACAGGGCCUGUCAUACUCCUGACAAAAUAAUAUAAAAAGGAAGGAGAUGUAUGGAGCGGCAUGACCACCCCAUUGCUGCCAUCUCUCUCUCCUAUGGGCAUAUGAUGCAACUGCCUACAUUAACCAUAAUCCUCUCAUGCUUACAUCAUAUACUUGGAUGUGACGAUGACGCUGUUGUAUUCAUCCCCAUAGCCUCUUCCAGUCCCACCAGUCCGCCCUUGGCCUAUAAAAGAUGUGAUCACUUCCUGAAUAAACGAGACUUGAUUGGAAUCCUCA